This is a messenger RNA of Strongylocentrotus purpuratus (purple sea urchin), 606 nucleotides long. RefSeq lists its product as uncharacterized. NCBI's taxonomy places the organism in Eukaryota, Metazoa, Echinodermata, Echinoidea, Camarodonta, Strongylocentrotidae. Bases 259 to 606 code for a protein of 115 amino acids. Gene Ontology annotation, molecular function: protein binding. The transcript is spliced from 2 exons. The record is from RefSeq and is a predicted model, not a curated record.
UGAAUUAAAUACAAAAUAAAUUAAAGAUUUUUUAAUUUUUUAAUUUUUUAAAUUACAGUACCAAACCCAGUAGAACUGACAGCAAGCGACUCUGCAGUGGACUCUGUGAGGGCAACAUGGCUGAAACCUGCAGGAGAGGUUACGAGCUACGAGGUACAGUGUAGUAAUGGGACCGUGGUGCCCCCUCCAGUCCAGACUGGUGAUGGUCCUUUCACAGCAUCCUGUGAAGAUCUUCCAACACCAGGAGAUGAGUACACAAUGAAUGUUACCAGUGUCAGCAAUGGAAAGAGUUCGGAUGUAAAAACUAUCGCCUUGAGAGCAUUACCUGAAGCAGUCACCUUGAAUGAAGAGAGGGGCAUGGUAACCACUACCACCAUCGCUGCAUCAUGGACCAUGCCCAGUGGUAUAGUGGAAUACUAUGACGUCUUCUGCCUAGUUGGAGACCCUUCACCAGUCAUGGGCAACCCCUCAGGCAACCUGACAGCAUCUUGUGUCAAUCUAACAAUGCCUGGAGACGACUAUAAUAUAUCUGUGACUGCAGUCAGUAAUGGUCAACGUAGUGAGACAGACACUAUCACAAUCACUGCGUGUAAGUUUAUCCCAUAA